CCAAAUACAUCAUAGCGUCCAUUCCAUCCACUCUCAUAUCCGUCACGUAGCGAUCUGGUUCAGCAAAAACAUAUCUUUGAAAGACCAGUCGAAGCUUCUGGACCUCUUACGACCCCCUCCCCCCACUUCGUGCUCGCUGUUCAUAUAUCUCGACUCCGCAGGCUUCUCGUAAUCACGAACUAGCCACCACAACACUCAAGACAUCAUGGUCCUCGGUCGACUCAUGCACUACACGUUCGACGCUCUGGCCAUAUCAGCAGUCAUUGCGGGUGUCAAGAAGUCUACCGGAUUCGGCCCUGCGACGGAUAAGAUCCCCGAUUCAUCCUUCAAAUCCAUAGCCGACUCCUACUUUUCAGCUGGAGAAGUGAUAUUCAACUUAGCCGCUGGUCAAGCAGUCACGAGCGAUUACUUUAAGAAGAUCGAACGUAGUUCAUCCUUCUUUAGUGGGAAGAAGUAGGAUGGGUAGAAGAAGAUUGUGGGAUGGAUAGACCGAGUGCUCCAAGGUAGAGCGACUGGCAGACGUUUAGUCUGCGGUCCUGAUGGUUUGGGUCAGCUAGGACUUUGUUGUCGGCCGGGUCCUGGACAUGGAGGCCGUGAGGCUGGCGUUUAGAGGAAAUUUGAUCAAUGUACAAGUAUUGAGUGACUUUCUGAGACCAUUCGCACCUUGUCUCUCAGGUCCCCUCCUUCUCCCGAGAGAUCUAAGAAGAUGCAUGACAACAAUACGAGCUGGA
Molecule: messenger RNA, 731 nt
Organism: Kockovaella imperatae
Lineage: Eukaryota; Fungi; Basidiomycota; Tremellomycetes; Tremellales; Cuniculitremaceae
Exons: 2
Coding region: 206-457 (83 amino acids)
Cellular component (GO): cytoplasm
Source: RefSeq, a predicted model, not a curated record